Molecule: messenger RNA, 7714 nt
Organism: Xiphophorus hellerii (green swordtail)
Lineage: Eukaryota; Metazoa; Chordata; Actinopteri; Cyprinodontiformes; Poeciliidae
Product: rho GTPase-activating protein 39-like
Exons: 10
Coding region: 360-3305 (981 amino acids)
Biological process (GO): signal transduction
Cellular component (GO): cytoskeleton; cytoplasm
Molecular function (GO): protein binding; GTPase activator activity
Source: RefSeq, a predicted model, not a curated record
GAGAGCCAUGUUGUAGCCAUGGCUCUCAAAUUGAAUGUGAUAUGAAACAUCACUGUUUUUCCUGGUGGUUAGUGUUUUGUUUUGCUUCUGAUCAUUCCCAAAUGAAAAACUUGAGGGUUGAAAGGGUUCUGUACAAAAUGUCAGAGUUUUCACAUUUGGAAGCAAGUUUUUGGUAAAGCUCUGAAAUCAAAUUUAUUUAAGGUUCAAAUGGCAGCAAAAUUAGAUAAAGUCUUGUUUCCUCAACAAAAAUCUGUUUUAGAUGGAGAUGACACUUGUUUUGUCUGCUAAGAAUUCUUCAUGAAUUCUCCUUCUGCAGGUUGGAGUGGGUGGAGAUCAUUGAACCCCGCACCAGGGAGCGCAUGUAUGCCAACCUACUGACAGGCGAGUGUGUGUGGGACCCCCCACAGGGAGUUUGCAUCAAGCGUACUGGUGAAAAUCAGUGGUGGGAACUGUUUGACCCCAACACUUCUCGCUUCUACUACUACAAUGCCUCCACCCAGCGAACAGUGUGGCACAGGCCUCAAGGAUGUGACAUCAUCCCAUUAGCCAAGCUUCAGACCCUGAAGCAGCACACAGAUGCCAUAAAUCCCCGCUCUACUGCUGGAGGAGAAGGGAGAGGAUCUGCGGACAACAGCCCAGGACGUAACAGCGGGGUCAGCCGAGAAGGAAGCACUUCCUCCUCCCUGGACCAAGAGCUUUGUGAAAAGCAGAGCAGCAAAGAUGAGGUAGAGAGGACUUCUUCUUUCCGCUGGAAUACUGGUACAAAGGAGCGGAUGCUCAUCAAGGUGACAGACAGGGAGCCCAGCUUUUUGGCUCAUCAAGGAAAUGGCUACUCACUCUGUGAAUCCCCAACCCCUGGAGGAGGCAACACCUUGCGAAACCGCCAUUCAUCUGGCGGAAACCCCCCCUCAGAACCAAAUGGUUCACCUGUUCUCUACUCUGACCGUCGUCAGUCUCCAUAUCUGAAGCGGGCUGAGCUAGGCAGCAGUGGAACCCACCGCCGUCCCUCCACCGAGUCCCAGCCUCCAUCACCCCGCUACGCCUUUGAGCCCCCCCUGUAUGAGGAACCUCCAUCUGAUUUUAAGCCACCACCCAUCUAUGAAGAGCCACCUAUUGACAUGAACCUCUCAGACUCAUCUUCCCUUUAUGGUACAAACAAAUCACCAUCCCGGAAGUCUCCAGCUCCCUUUUACCACUCCCCCAAGCAGAGCCAGUCAUCCUAUGGUCAACUGGUUCUGACUAGGCAAAAAUGUCCAGAAAAAGCUCAGAGCCUGGAGUACAGUCCUGUAGGAAAGGAAUACGUCAAGCAGCUGGUGUAUGUGGAACAGUCAUGUUCCAGUCCACGCUUCAAGACUGCUGACCGUCUACAGCGUUAUGGUACUAAUGGAGGUUUUGGUGGAUCAUUUGGAGGGUCCUAUACUCUGCAGCAUAGCCAGUCUCUGAUUAGAGAUCCCCGCCAACUUUUGGACUUUCGUGGAGAGGGAGGAGAAGGAUCUCAAAGGUUUAUUUUUGAAGACUCUAUUUCCUGGACAUCUAGUCAGACUCACUCACUGUCCUCCUCCUCUACAGCUGGGCCAGGUGGUUUCUCCCCCAGUGGCAAUCGUAAACGCAAGAGUCGCAAGCCAUCCCUCCCCCAGGAGCUGGGAUGCUGCGGGAAAGAGGAACUCCCAGGCACAGGAUCAGAGGUCAUGCUGGCCCAGGCCAGGCUAGCAUGGGAAGCCCAGCAGGUCAUGAAACAGAGGAGCAGUUGGGACUCUGGUCAGGGAGGAGGAGUAACCCAAUGCAGCAGCUCCAAAGACGGUUAUGAAAGCGAUGGGGCAGUGCCUCUGCCACUACCAGGACCUGUGGUAAGGGCGUUCAGUGAGGAUGAGGCACUAGCCCAGGGUGAUGGCCACCACUGGAAACGCAGUACCUUUGACCGUUUGGGGUUCCCUCAGGCACUGCUGGAGAAGAGCCUCUCUGUCCAGACCAACCUGGCUUCCCCUGAGCCAUACCUGCACCCUUCCCAGUCGGAGGAUCUUGGAGCCUGUGCCCAGUUUGAAGCCAGUCGAAAUGCCAGGAAUAUGAUGCCAAGUGCAAGUUGUGGCAUAUUCACAGAAUUUAGCUUGAGAAAGCCCUCCUCAGAGACUGACAUUGAAAACUGGGCAUCCAAACAUUUCAACAAACAUACACAGGGUUUGUUUCGGAGAAAGGUUUCCAUUGCCAACAUGCUAGCUUGGAGCAGUGAGCCCAUAAAGAAGCCAAUGAUUGUGACUACAGACCGAGGCGUAAAGAAGGAGGCUGUGGACAUCUUUAAGCUCAUACAGACCUUCAUGGGAGACCGUCGCUCCAAAGCGGACCCUCUUUCACUGGCUCUGGAGGUGGUGGUGCGGGGGUGGAGUAACCAGGGUCUCCGUGAUGAGCUCUACAUCCAGUUGUGCCGUCAAACUACAGAGAACUUCCGGUAUGACAGCCUGGAGCGUGGCUGGGAGUUGAUGGCCAUCUGCCUAGCUUUCUUUCCUCCCACCCCCCGUUUCCACACCUACCUGGAGGGUUAUAUCUACAGGCACAUGGACCCACUUAAUGACACUAAAGGAGUUGCCAUUAGCAGCUACGCCAAAUACUGCUACAGGAAACUGAUGAAAGCUGCUUUGACUGGAGCCAAAAAGGGGCUCCAGAAGCCCUCUCUUGAGGAAAUCCAGCACGCCAGGAAUGCCAUAUUUAGUCCAUCCAUGUUUGGCUCUUCAUUAGAGGAAGUAAUGGUGCUUCAGAAGGAGCGAUAUCCAGACCGCCAGCUGCCCUGGGUCCAGGCCCGUCUCUCUGAAGAGGUUCUGGGUCUCAAUGGAGACCAAACAGAGGGCAUUUUCAGGGUUCCAGGGGACAUAGAUGAAGUUAAUGCUCUAAAGCUGCAAGUUGAUCAAUGGAAAAUUCCCACAGGACUGGAAGAUCCACACAUCCCAGCUUCUCUGUUGAAACUCUGGUACCGGGAACUGGAAGAGCCGCUGAUCCCUCACGAGUUCUACGAGGAGUGCAUUAGUAGCUAUGACAACCCAGAGGCUGCUGUCAAUGUGGUUUUGGGCCUGCCACACAUCAACAAGCUGGUACUCUGCUACCUCAUUCGCUUCCUACAGGUUUUUGCCCAACCUGCCAAUGUAGCCAUUACCAAGAUGGAUGUGAACAACCUGGCCAUGGUCAUGGCUCCUAACUGUCUACGUUGCCAGUCAGAUGAUCCCAGGGUGAUCUUUGAGAACACCCGUAAGGAGAUGUCCUUCAUUCGGGUGCUCAUCCAGCGACUAGACACCAGCUUCAUGGAUGGGAUCUUAUAGCGCCCCCUACAGCUGUUCAGUGACCUACAGCCUCUCCUGUGCUCCCUUUAACCUGCUCCCUGCACACUCCCACAGCACAUGGACACCAUACAUUCAAAUCGUUGCUGCUGGUGAAUACUUGGCAAGUUCAUGUUUACUUUUGACGACAAAAACUGCCUUGAUUUGAGUUUGGCUGCUUUACAUUUUGAGUUGUAUCAGCUGUUUCAAUUUCUGUGGAUUUGGUCCAGCUGUAAUAUUGCAUAUAAACCAACAAUGUUUGGUUGGGGUUUGCUGAACCUAACAGUACUGUGUGUGCCUUCACAUCCAUUAUUACACUAUAAACAUUCAGCUUGAAGAUUUCUGCAGGGAUCUCAUCAUUACAUGAAUUUCUCUUUCAGAUCUGCAGACCUCUGGUUAAUUGUAAGUUUUGUAUGAAGUUAUUUUCACUUUCUGUUGCCUGGCUUAAGUAGACAUUCACUGUCAAUUGCACACUUCCAUACAAGUCUUACAAGUCUGCAGUAAUGCCAUCUGAUUAGAGGAGUGUUCUUCAGUAAAGUUAAAGAACUAGUGCAUGUUUAGCAGACAUUCCACUAAUGUCUCACACUUCACGGGAGAAACAGCUUUAUCGAUAUGGUUUGGCUCUAUCUGUUUAUCGUUAUGACUCCCACUAAACUUAUUAGGAGCUAAGAACUCUGUAAUGGAAUACAUUUCUUCAUUUGUCCAUUUGUGAUCUUGCCUGAAGAUGAACAGAAAAUCAGGUAAAACCAUGGUUUCAUAGACACAGAGGAGCAUCAUGCUGAAGAAGAUGGAGCCCUGUUUUGAUUACAGGGCGAUGAAGUUUACUCUCCUCUGGGUUUGGAGAAUUUUCAUAAUGAUCCAAGGUUUAUGAAGACAGGCUCUCCUCACCCUGCAGUUUUGCUGUUUAGGGGCAGCUUAAAGACUUGAGUUCAAUUCCUUUAAAUGGCAUGAAGUGAUUCAAAAGCUUGAUUCCAGCAGGUAUGGAUGCUCUACACUCACAGGCCACUUUAUUAGGUACACCUGUCCAACUGCUCAUUAAAGCAAUUGUCAUAUCAACCAAUCACACAUCAGCAACUCAAUGCAUUUAGGCAUGUAGACAUGGCCAAGUCAACAUGCAGAUCAUUAAGUCACUUAAUGUUCAAAGCCAUGAUAAGUGACUUUGAACAACACCAACAACCCAUGGUUGUUGGUGCCAGACAGGCUGGUCUGAGUAUGUCAGAAACUGCUGAUCUACUGGGAUUUUUACGCACAAACAUUUCUAGGGUUUAUAGAGAAUGGGCCGAAAAAGAGAAAAUAUCCAGUGAGCGGCAGUUCUAUAGGCCAAAUGCCUUGUUGAUGCCAGAGGUCAGAGGAGAAUGGCCAGACUGAUUUGAGCUGAUAGAACGGCAAAAGUAACUCAAAUAACCACAACUGAGGUAUGCAGAAGAGCUUCUCUGAACACACAACAUGCCAAACCUUGAGGCAGAUGGGCUACAGCAGCAGAAGACCACACCAGGUGCCACUCCGUUCAGCUAAGAACAGGAAACUGAGGCUACAAUUGGACACUAAUUUUGUCUGUUGUCCAAUUUUGUCCACCAAAAUUGGACAAUAGAAGAUUGGAAAAACGUUGUCUGGUCUGAUAUAUGGUAGGGUCAGAAUUCUUGUCAACAAGUUGAAAGCAUGGAUCCAUCCUGAAUGUAUCAACGGUUCAGGCUGGUGGUGGUGGUGCAAUGGUCCUGGCACACUUUGGGCCUACUAGUACCAUCUUCUGAUGGCUACUUCCAGCACCAUGUCAUAAAGCGUGAAUCGUCUCAGACUGGUUUCUCGAACACGACAAAGAGUUCACUGAACUCAAAUGGCCUCCAUAGUCACCAGAUCUCAAUCCAGCAGAGAACCUUUGGGAUGUGAUGGAAUGGGAGAUUCGCAUCAUGGAUGUGCAGCUGACAAAUCUGCAGCAACUGUGUGAUGCUAUCAUGUCAACAUGGACCAGACUCUCUGAGGAAUGUUUCCAGUACCUUGUUGAAUCUAUGCCAUGACGGAUUAAGGCAGUUCUGGAGGGAAAAGGAGGUCAAACCCGGUACUAGCAAGGUGUACCUAAUAAAGUGGCUGGUGAGUGUAUAAUAAUGUCUUUGAUCUGUAACAUUUGCACAGCAUCGGAUUUGCCAUGAGUUUAAUUUCCAGAGUUUUUUAAAAAAUAAUAUUUGAAUUGCUCCUCUCCCCAGACCAAGCCGCUGGUUGUGACUGAUUAAUUGGCCAUGUGGUCUGACCAGCAGGACCAAGCAAAGAGCUCUGAUCUGCCUAUAGCUGAGCAGCUUCUAGUUUUGUCCUCCUGAUUCAGUUAAUCGUUGUUGUUACUAAGCAGACCAGUAAAUUAUGUCCUCAAAUUUAGCAGAGCUAUCAUUAUCGGUGAGACCUGCUGGAGCAAAAGCAGCAUGUGUGGUGCCCUGGGUUUUUCUGCACGUUUUAUAAUAGACGGACAAAGUUUGAAUGGACUGUGUCUGUGGUUUUCCCCCAAACUGACCACUGAAGUCUUUCACUUCAUCUGUGUGGUGCUGAUCAAGUGCUAAUGGCUUUCACUUUGACUCCAUAACACAUAGUUGUAGGAUGCAAGUUGCUCUCACAGUCUUGUGUUCUACAGAGUUGGGUUAUCAGAAUGAAAUCUUCACAUCUAUUGACUCUGCCAAAAUGGACUUUGCCCAUCGAUCAGCUCCCCAGAAGCUGUGAACUACAGAUCCAGGGAGGAUCAAUGAUAUCACUGCCAGUAAACCCCUCCUUCAAUGCUAUUGGCUACUUUGGGACUUCACAGCUGCUUUAGCAGGAACUGAGACAACAGAGCCACUCAGCCCAGACAGGCCUUUCAGCUCACUAGUGAUUAAUCAGUGUGUGCAUGUGUUCAUUUGUCUUUGCUUAGAAGACAACUUAUACAUCCAUUCAGUCUUUGAGUAAACAAUGGUGUAUUUGUUUGAAAUAUUUUCUAUGUUUAACAGAGUUUGUUUUUAACUGAUUCUUUUAUAAAUAAUUUAUUUAUAUUUAUUUCAGAUUUUUCUAAUGCCUUUGACAUGCUGUAUUGUAGACUUACUGUAAGUGUGUAUGUUGGGUAUUGGGUGUGCGUGUGUGUGUGUGUAGGUCUGUGUAAUUCUCAACAUGCAGGGUGCAUACACAUUGCCGUUGUUGGCCGACUAUGAGCAAACACACAGUCGACUGAUCAUUAAGUCAUCAUUAAGCUGAUGAUCAGGCAUAUGAUGAAACAGUCAAGCUAUUUAUCCCUUCAAACAUUUACUUAAAGUGAGUCCCUGAAGACAAAAACAGUGUGCAUUGUACUACCCUAAGUAGUUUCUCAAUUAUAAAAAUCCAGUUGUCUGUAAUUUGCUAUGUAUAAUCUUCCUUAUAUCAAGUUAACACUAAACUUGAUGUAAACAAAUUUAAAACUGGCUACAUGCCGUUCAACGAUUCUCAUUGCAUAAAUUACUGCACUAACUUUCUUAUUGAAGGAGAGAAUUUUAACGGCUAACUGAAAUGAAAGGCCAGAUGGUUGCAGCCAUAUUCACCCCUUAUACUCAUUCAGAUACAGACUUUAUAUGUGACUCUAUAGUGUGUAGGCUGUAACAAUGGGUAGACACAGGGGCACUAUCUCUGCUAAAUGCUCCUCACAUUGAUUGAGGACUAAAGACCCAAUCUAAAUCCAUGCCAUGUCAGCCGUCCAGUAGUAUGUACUGUAGAUAUCCACACUAAACAGUUUUGGAUAAAACCUUCCUUUGGGUUUGUGCUGUGGACAUUUCAGAUGCUGUCCGUAAUGUCAAUGACACCCACAUGACCAGAGGUGUGACUGUAAUGCUGACUGACUUCUUCAAACAAGAUAGUCAGCUUGAUUUAUGUUUGGCCCAUCAGGCUCCAAUGUAAUUUGUUAUAUUGCUAAACAAUUCUGGGAUAUUUUUGUUGGUUUGGUAAGCCUGUGUUCUGUCUAUGAAGACAUUUUGCCUGUGGGAGCUUCAGAGAUGGCUGAGCUGUUGUGAUGUGGCAGUGUGAAUGUUUGGUGUUUGUGUUUUUUUAAUGUGGCAGAUGGUCUGGUUGUAGACUAAACAACCGAUUAGCAUGUUCAUAGGGUCACUCUUGUCCUAAGCUGAAAUUUAUUACAAUGUGACAAAGAAAACAAGGUAAAAUCAUAAUUGAAGCGAUAGCUUUAAACAAACGUAAAAAAAACUUUAAAAAACAGCAGUCUUAUUAAUCCAUAUUUUGGAUCCUUUUUUUCCUACUUGGUUUGUACUUACGAUGAAUUGGUAGUUGUGUCAAUGCUUAUUGUCUAACAUGGCCAUACCACCUUAUUGUCAGUCUCCCAAUUGUAUGUUAAUGUCCGCAGUCACACACAAGACCACACCAUAUCAGAGACAUCUCUGGAGGUGUAAUGUUUAAUAAACAUUCAAAUGACAAACUGA